AUGCAGAAUUUGUUGCUAUUUGUGGAUUCCUACCAAGAAGAUAGGGAUAAGUUUUUGGUCGAGGGCUGGAAGAAUAGAUUGCAAGAAACAUCCGAGCAAUUCCAGUCUGUUCGCCUGAAGUUGGAGUUAAUUGACGAGGAUGAAGAUGAUGAGGAACGUGAAGCAGCGAAUCGUAAGAUCCGCGAUAAUUUCGAGAAAGGUUACGUGAAGGUUCUUGGCUUUCUGGCAGCUGCUGAGCGAAGGGCAAAUCCGCCAUUCCAUUCGGUCGUUCAAGCUGUGGCUUCUGGUUCCGGAAACCCAAACUCUGUCCAAUCCAGAAUCAAGUUACCUGAGGUCAAACUUCCUUCGUUUGAUGGUACUAUAACUGAUUGGCUACCGUUCAGAGACUUAUUCAAAAGUCUUAUAGAUUCCAACCCGAAUUUGUCCGACGUUGACAAAAUGUCCUACCUGGUAGGCUCGUUAACAAAGGAAGCCAAACGUAUUGUGGAGGCAAUCGAAAUAACUGCUGCAAAUUACUCGGUUGCCUGGGACCUAAUCCAAAAACGAUUUGACAAUAAGAAGCUCGUAGUCAAAACGUAUUUGGAUGCGCUGUUUUCCAUCGAUCCAGUCAAACGAGAAUGCUACGAUUCUCUCGUGCGACUAAUAGACGAUUUUGAACGGAAUCUCAAAAUGGUACACAAAAUGGGAAUUGACACUGAUAGUUGGGGUGUAAUAUUGGCUUACAUGGUUUACACUCGCUUGGAUUCUGCCACACUCAAACAAUGGGAGAACCACCAUAAGUCAACUGAUGUUCCAGAAUACAAAGACCUACUCCAGUUCCUGAGGAGCCAUGCUACGGUACUCCAGUCUAUCGCACCGUUGAAGUCUCGAUCUUGCGAUCCCCCUCCAACAGCUCGCUUACAGAAACCAAAGUUUAGCAACAUCCAUUCCGUCGUAAAUGCUCCAUCGAAGCCAUGUCCGUUCUGCAAGCAAGUAUCGCACUCCGUCUUCAAAUGUGACGUGUUCCGCAACGCGUCCGUAGCAGAAAGGUAUGAGCUAGUGAAGAAGAAAGGACUUUGCCUCAACUGUCUCUCGCCUGAUCACCAGAUAAAAAACUGUUCUUCCACUGCAUGUCGUGUUUGUGGGCAAAGGCACCACACAAUGCUACACCAGCAAGCAAACAAUCGCUAUCCCAACCAAUCGCAAGCUCCGAAACAAAUCACAGUCCACCCAAUUCCGAACAAACUCAGAACACGGAACGCUAGAAGCCUUCAAAACACUUCAUACCUGCCUCCAGUGCCAGCCACUCCAGUAGUCUCACUUUCUGCCGCUACCCCAUCGCUCAGCCACUGUUUCACCUCCUUGGUCGCCGACAUUCGGUCAACGGUGCUACUGCAAACAGCUCUAGUCAAGGUCGUUGAUUCUAGCGGUAACGUACUGUGGGCCAGAGCUCUUCUAGACCCAGCCUCACAGCUGAAUGUUAUCUUCGAACGGUUGGUUCAGCGAUUACAUACACGGAAGACCAAGGACCACCAUAGUAUCGGGGGCAUAGGAGGUUUCAUAACAACAGCAAACCAUUCCGUCUUCCUCAGAAUUCACUCCCACUGCACUGAUUUCAGUGCAGAUUUGAAGUUUUUCGUCCUGGGUGAAAUAACUCGUGAUCUGCCUUCUAACAACGUCGAUCUUUCCACAUGGCAAUGGCCAUCCGAUUUAGAACUCGCCGAUCCUAAAUUCCACGAGCCAGCCUCCGUAGAUAUGAUCAUCGGAAUGGAAAUGUACUACGAUCUACUUCUGGAUGGUUUCGUUAAGCUGAUUCAAGGCCUGUGCUCCAGAAUGCCACUCUGGGUUGGGUUGUUUCCGGUAGAGUUGGUCUACGCCAACCUCCAAAUCUAA
Molecule: messenger RNA, 1872 nt
Organism: Armigeres subalbatus
Lineage: Eukaryota; Metazoa; Arthropoda; Insecta; Diptera; Culicidae
Exons: 1
Coding region: 1-1872 (623 amino acids)
Source: RefSeq, a predicted model, not a curated record